This is a messenger RNA of Fimicolochytrium jonesii, 853 nucleotides long. Its product is annotated as Plectin/S10 domain-containing protein. The coding region runs from base 236 to 730 and encodes 164 amino acids. Gene Ontology annotation, cellular component: cytosolic small ribosomal subunit. NCBI's taxonomy places the organism in Eukaryota, Fungi, Chytridiomycota, Chytridiomycetes, Spizellomycetales, Powellomycetaceae. The transcript is spliced from 5 exons. Gene Ontology annotation, molecular function: structural constituent of ribosome; RNA binding. The record is from RefSeq and is a predicted model, not a curated record.
GCCAAACCUUGUUUGCGCAGAAGUUAUCAUUCCGAAUGCGUCUCAGUCUUCGAUCGCCAUUCAAGAAGCUCGCUUUGGCGUGUGGUGGGAAUAGGGGAUAGCGAGCGGCGGUCGGAGACAUUCUUCGGACAACCUUUGUCUCGGGAACCAACUCAGCGAAGAUGCAUGGGCGUGAAUUGAUGGCUUUCAGUUCAUUGACCCAAGUUAUUGUCCAUUAUCCAGCCUUUUGCCCAACAUGCUGAUCCCUAAGAACAACCGCAAGAAGAUCUACCAGUACCUCUUCCAGGAGGGUGUCAUGGUUGCCAAGAAGGACUUCAACGCCGCCAAGCACCAGGACGUUGAUGUUCCCAACCUCCAGGUCAUCAAGGCUCUGCAGAGCAUGACCUCCCGCGGUCUUGUUGCUACCCGUUUCUCGUGGCAAUACUACUACUACUACCUCACCAACGAGGGUAUUGAGUACCUCCGCGAGUACCUUCACCUCCCCGCCGAGAUUGUGCCCCGCACUUUCAUCAAGACCACCAAGAGCGGCCCCCGCCCUGGCGCCCGUGACGGUGAGCGUCCCCCCCGUCGUGACGGUGAGGGUUACAGGCCCCGUGGUGACGGUGAGCGUGACUACCGCCGCCGUGACGACCGCCCCGCUGGCGAGAAGAAGGAAGGUGCCACCGGUGACUGGAGGCCCGAAUUCCGUGGUGGUGUCGGCCGUGGUGGACCCCGCCCCGCCCAGCAGUAAGCGGUCGUUCCAGGCUACUUCCCGGGAGGCUGCAGUCGCAAGGCGCCGUCGGAAUGUGUCCAUAGUCUGCCCAAUCAUUGUACUAAGCACUAUAUCAAUACAUUGCCCGAUUGCUCCCAUUUA